Prionailurus viverrinus (fishing cat) is the source of this 2104-nucleotide messenger RNA. RefSeq names its product FERM domain containing 7 (gene FRMD7). NCBI's taxonomy places the organism in Eukaryota, Metazoa, Chordata, Mammalia, Carnivora, Felidae. Gene Ontology annotation, cellular component: cytoskeleton. The record is from RefSeq and is a predicted model, not a curated record. Bases 31 to 2100 code for a protein of 689 amino acids. Gene Ontology annotation, molecular function: guanyl-nucleotide exchange factor activity. The transcript has 12 exons.
CCUGCUCGCAGCCCAACGGCCUCUCCAAGAAUGCUACAUUUAAAAGUGCAGUUUUUGGAUGAUUCCCAGAAGAUUUUUGUGGUUGAUCAAAAGUCAUCCGGGAAGGCGCUGUUUAACCUGAGUUGCAGCCACCUAAAUCUUGCUGAAAAGGAAUAUUUUGGAUUAGAAUUCUGUAGCCAUUCUGGAAAUAAUGUCUGGUUGGAGAUACUGAAGCCCAUUACAAAGCAAGUAAAAAUGGACCCCGGACAUCUUCGAGAAGAGCUUACAAGGUAUCUUUUUACUCUUCAAAUAAAGAAGGAUUUGGCUCUAGGAAGGCUUCCAUGCAGUGACAACUCUACAGCAUUGAUGGUAUCUCACAUCCUACAAUCAGAACUGGGUGACUUUCAUGAAGAAACAGAUAAGAAACAUCUGGCACAAACCCGAUACUUACCGAACCAAGACUGUUUAGAGAGCAAGAUCAUGCACUUUCAUCAGAAGCACGUCGGCAGGAGCCCGGCUGAAUCGGACAUUCUGCUACUGGAUAUAGCAAGGAAGCUGGAUAUGUACGGCAUCAGGCCUCACCCCGCCAGUGAUGGCGAAGGGAUGCAGAUCCACCUGGCUGUUGCUCACAUGGGAGUAGUGGUAUUACGGGGAAAUACAAAGAUCAAUACUUUCAACUGGGCUAAAAUCCGCAAGUUGAGUUUUAAGAGAAAGCAUUUUCUCAUCAAACUUCAUUCCAACAUUUUGGUGUUGUGCAAGGACACCUUGGAGUUCACCAUGGCCAGCCGAGAUGCCUGCAAGGCUUUCUGGAAGACUUGUGUGGAGUACCAUGCUUUUUUCAGACUUUCUGAAGAGCCCAAAUCAAAGCCCAGAACCCUACUCUGCAGCAAGGGCUCCAGUUUCCGCUACAGCGGAAGAACCCAACGGCAGCUUUUGGAAUAUGGAAAGAAAGGGAGGUUGAGGAGCUUACCAUUCGAGAGGAAACAUUACCCAUCUCAGUACCAUGAACGGCAGUGCAGGUCGUCACCAGACCUCCUCUCUGAUGUAUCAAAACAAGUGGAAGAUUUGAGACUAGCGUAUGGCGGCGGAUACUACCGAACCGCGAAUGGGGUGCGAGCCUCGGAGCCCGUGCUGGACGGUAGGAGGAGGAGCUCCGCGGCCGAGGUGACGUUUGCCGCCGCGCCAGAGCGGUCCAAACCAGAGGCGGACCCCGCGUUGUUACAUCAGUCCCAGAGCAGUUCCUCUUUCCCUUUUCUUUACACAGACCCCGAUCCCAGAGACUACUUUGAGGGAAGGAGUCCUCUGAGCUCCUUCCAGCCGAGCUGUAAGUUUGCUGACAAUCACAUGAGCACACCUGCCGGCCUCACAAGUGAAGUGAGCCCAGCGAGGCGGCUGACUUACACAGAUGUGCCCUAUAUACCUUGUACUGGCCAGCAGGUCAAUAUUAUGCCUCCCCAAGUCUUUUUUUACGUGGACAGACCACCCCAGGUGCCCAGACGGUCUCCGAUCUUGGCAGAGGAAAGGGAAAGGCCAGACAGCUCUCCAGGGCCCACUGCAACGAAGCCAGCCAAAAGGAGCCCAAGGAAUGUCAGAAUGAAGAGCUUUCAGCAAGACUUUGAAGAACCCCAAGAAGCUAUGGCCAGGACCAGUGGUAGGAGCAACAUCAACAUAGAUCUGGAAGCGGAAGACCCAAAUUUAGAAGAUGCGUUUGCAUGUAACAUUCAAGAGCAAACUCCCAAACGAUCCCAGAGCCAAUCAGAUAUGAAAACAAUCCGUUUUCCUUUUGGGUCUGAAUUUAGACCUUUAGGGCCUUGUCCUACUCUGAGUCGUAAAGCUGACUUUUUCCCAUAUAUGUUUGCAGAGCAGAAGCUUCCAACAGUUUUAAUGCAUCAGGGAGCAUCAGAAAGAUACGUAGCUAGUGAAUCCAGUGAUUCAGAAUCAGAAAUUCUUAAAUCAGACUACUACUCUUUGUAUGGCCAAGGGAUAAGGUCACCCAUGGCCAGAAUCCGCUUAUCUUCUGGUAGUCUACAGCUAGAUGAAGAGGACGAAGACGUUUCUUUCAGUACACCGACUGCUGAAGACAGGACUUUGCUAAAACCGUGUAAUUACUUUUUAGCUUAGAAGU